Messenger RNA from Cornus florida, 2262 nucleotides. RefSeq lists its product as uncharacterized. Gene Ontology annotation, molecular function: nucleic acid binding; zinc ion binding. The transcript has a single exon. Gene Ontology annotation, biological process: DNA integration. NCBI's taxonomy places the organism in Eukaryota, Viridiplantae, Streptophyta, Magnoliopsida, Cornales, Cornaceae. Bases 1 to 2262 code for a protein of 753 amino acids. The record is from RefSeq and is a predicted model, not a curated record.
AUGUUAGAUUCACUUCAAGAAGCUCAUGAGGGAAACAAGGUUAUAAAGGAAAACAAAAUUCAGCUUUUCACGGUUCAAUAUGAAGUUCGUAAAAUGGAAGAAAGAGAAACCAUUGCAGAAUAUAUGUUCAAAAUCAAUGAUCUUGUAAACAAUAUGAGAGCUCUUGGUGAAGACAUUAAAGAUUCUGAUGUGUGUAAGAAAAUUCUUAGAUCUCUCACUUCCAGAUUCAAUGCCAAGGUCAUUAUUCUAGAAGAUAAAGAUUUGUCUAACAUGAAGAUUGAUGAACUUCAAGCAUCUCUCACAGCUUAUGAGAUGAGAGUUGGUCCUCCUACUUUGCAUAGAAGAGAAACAACACUCAAAGCCAAGGAGAAUGUUGAAGAAGAUGAGUCUAAGUCAGAAGAUGAUCUUGAAGAGGAUGAAGUGGCUUACCUUGCUAAGAAAUUCAGAAAAUUUAGGUUUACAAGGAAAUCUCAGUUGCAUAAUCUAACAUGCUAUGAGUGUGGCAAGCCUAGUCAUAUUGUAUCCAAGUGUCCUAACUCUAAAGGGCAAAAUCAAAGAAAGUUUGAAGAAUUUAACAACAAAGGAAGGUUUGGAAGAAAAGCCUUACUCUCAGACUGGGAAACAGCCAUUGACGAAGAAAAGAAACUUAAAGAAGAUCAAGAAGAUAAAUGUUUAUUCAUGGCCAUUCUAGAACCAUCAAAAGAUUCUGUUGAAGAAGAUACUGACACAGAGAUUGAGGAAAUUCUAGAAAAAUGUGAAAGACUUGCUGUGAAGUGCAAUCAACAAAAAUCUCAGAUCAGAAAGCUAAAUUCAGAACUAUUAAGGUUUAGACAAAUUCUCACCAAACACUUAAAACUCAAAUUGUCAACUAUGUGUUCAAUUUCCCUUAUUGUCCUAAGCAUACUCAAGGUUCAAAGUAACUCUCAGUGGUCUACUAAAAGAUGCAAGGAAGAACUAUCUACCAUACUUGAGGAGAGAUCUCUGAAAAUGGUUAAAAUUCAGAAACAAUCUACUAAGCAAAUUGGGAAGACUGGAAUUGGAUAUGUAUGUGAUUCAGCUGCUAAGAUUAGUCAGAAACACUCAACAUUUGUGAAGGCCACCACUGGAGAAGUAUAUGCAAGAUAUCCCAUGGUGAAACCUCUGAGAUCAAGGUUUGAUAUUUUUGACAACAUUCAAUAUCCUUUGAGUUUCAAUCAAAGAGACUUUGUUACAUCAGUUGCAAGGAACUUCAAGAUCACUAAGAUGUAUAUGAAGAAGUCAGACCUAACUCAAGGAGUGAAAGUUAAAUACAAAGGGUCAAUGGUGAAAUCUAAGAUGAUGUGGAUCCCCAAGAAGCUGAACUCUAUAAGUCUUCUUGUGUAUACAGCUUUUAAAGCCUGCAAUAUUCAGGACAAAUGGUAUGUUGACAGUGGCUGUUCAAGACAUAUGACAGGUGAUGGCUCAAAAUUGAACUCCUUACAGCAGUUUGAUGGUGGAAAUGUUAUAUUUGGAGACAAUCAAAGAGCUAAGAUUGUUGGAAUUGGCACUGUGAGUAAGUCUAAAGAGUUGCCAGAGAUUCAAGAAGUUUUAUUGGUUGAAGGGCUCAAACAUAAUCUCCUAACUGUAAGUCAAUUGUGUGAUAGUGGGAAGGAAGUCUGUUUUAACAAAGAAAAAAGCAAUAUGAUUGAUCUGGAAUCAAAACAAGUUCUGUUCUCAGCUAGUAGAUCUUUAGGAAAUGUCUACACAGUCACUGAAGAAAGUCAGGUCAUCCAAUGUAAUUUAACAACCUGUGAUGAAGCUAAGUUAUGGCACAAGAAGUUAAGUCAUCUUCAUUCAAGGAACAUGUCCAAGAUAUUGAAGCUGAAAGCUGUUAAAGGUCUACCUAACAUUUAUUUUAAAGAUGAUCAUCUUUGUAAAGCAUAUCAACAAGGAAAACAAACUAAAGUUUCAUUCCAUUCCAAGGAAAUCAACUCCUCUAAGGCACUUGACCUGAUAUAUAUGGAUCUUUGUGGACCUACUAGAACCACAAGUAUUGGUGGCAGUAAGUAUUUUAUGAUACUCAUUGAUGACUUCAGCAGAAUGGUGUGGGUUUACUUUCUGAAAGAAAAGUCUGAGGCUAUUACACACUUUAUUAAGUUUGUCAACCUUGUUGAAAAUGAAAGAAGCUGCACUGUGAAGAAACUCAGGUCUGAUUUUGGUUCUGAGUUCACCAUGAAAGAAUUUGAGCACUACUGUGAUGACAAGGGAAUCAAAAAGGAAUUCUCAGCUGUUGCUACACCUUAA